Molecule: messenger RNA, 6776 nt
Organism: Arvicola amphibius (Eurasian water vole)
Lineage: Eukaryota; Metazoa; Chordata; Mammalia; Rodentia; Cricetidae
Gene: Met
Product: MET proto-oncogene, receptor tyrosine kinase
Exons: 22
Coding region: 496-4644 (1382 amino acids)
Biological process (GO): regulation of cell shape; regulation of cell migration; semaphorin-plexin signaling pathway involved in axon guidance
Cellular component (GO): membrane; semaphorin receptor complex
Molecular function (GO): protein binding; ATP binding; transmembrane receptor protein tyrosine kinase activity
Source: RefSeq, a predicted model, not a curated record
CGAGAGCGACAGGGACGAACGGACACGUGCUGGGGCGGGUGCCUGGGUCUCAUCGCCUCCAGCCCGGACGCGCCGGGGCGCCGCCAAUGCCCGGCUGAGUCACGGGCCGGGCAGGGCGCGUGUGGGAAGGGGCGGAGCAGUACGAGGGCGCUCGGCGGGGUUCGGCCCGGGCCGCAGGUGACCGGGACAGCCUCGCCGCCCACAGCUCCCGAUCCCGGGUGACCUGGUGCCGAGCCAGCUGCGGGGCGACCGCAGACUCCACGGAGAAGGGCGGAGCGCGGGUGGUCCCGGCCGGCUGACUUCGCGCUCCCGGGCACCGCAAGGUACAAACUCCAGCCGCGUCAAUCCCGCACCCACCCUCUCCCAGCACCUCCGCUUUCUUUGUUCCACUAAAGGGAACUGGUUGCCGCUCCGCAGGGCAAGACCAACGAGGAUGUUUCUGAAGAGAAUUGAGACGGUUUAACAGAAUGCCCAGCACGUGAUCAGCUUCUCACAAUGAAGGCCCCCACUGUGCUAUCACCUGGCAUUCUGGUGCUGCUGUUGACGUUGGUGCAGAGGAGCCAUGGGGAAUGCAAGGAGGCCCUCGUGAAGUCCGGGAUGAAUGUGAACAUGAAGUAUCAGCUUCCCAACUUCACCUCAGAAACCCCCAUCCAGAAUGUUGUUCUGCACGGGCAUCAUAUUUACCUUGGAGCCACAAACUAUAUUUAUGUUCUAAAUGACAAAGACCUUCAGAAGGUAUCACAGUACCAGACUGGGCCUGUGUUGGAACACCCAGAUUGUUUUCCGUGUCAGGACUGCAGCAGCAAAGCCAAUUCCUCAGGAGGCGUCUGGAAAGACAACGUCAACAUGGCUCUGCUCGUUGACACGUACUAUGAUGAUCAGCUCAUUAGCUGUGGCAGUGUCAGCAGAGGUACCUGCCAGCGGCAUGUCCUUCCUCCUGACAACCCGGCUGACAUACAGUCCGAGGUUCACUGCAUGUUCUCUCCAGAUGUGGAUGAAGAGUCAGGUCAGUGUCCUGACUGCGUAGUGAGUGCCCUGGGAGCCAAAGUCCUCCUGUCUGAAAAGGACAGGUUCAUCAAUUUCUUUGUGGGGAAUACGAUCAAUUCUACCUACCUUCCUGAUCAUUCAUUGCAUUCGAUAUCAGUGAGACGGCUGAAGGAAACCCAGGAUGGUUUUAAGUUUUUGACAGACCAGUCCUAUAUUGAUGUCUUACCUGAAUUCCGGGAGUCCUACCCCAUAAAGUACAUACAUGCCUUCGAAAGCAAACAUUUUAUUUACUUUCUGACUGUCCAAAAGGAAACCCUGGAUGCUCAGACUUUUCACACGAGGAUAAUCAGGUUCUGCUCUGUAGACUCGGGGUUGCAUUCCUACAUGGAAAUGCCUCUGGAGUGUAUUCUCACGGAGAAAAGAAGAAAGAGAUCCACAAGGGAGGAGGUGUUCAACAUCCUCCAAGCUGCAUAUGUUGGGAAGCCAGGGGCCAAUCUUGCAAAGCAGAUAGGUGCCAGUCCGAAUGAUGACAUUCUCUAUGGCGUGUUCGCACAAAGCAAGCCAGAUUCUGCUGAACCCAUGAAUCGAUCGGCAGUUUGCGCGUUCCCCAUCAAGUAUGUCAAUGAGUUCUUCAACAAGAUUGUCAACAAAAACAAUGUGAGAUGUCUCCAGCAUUUUUACGGACCCAACCAUGAGCACUGUUUCAAUAGGACCCUGCUGAGGAAUUCGUCAGGCUGUGAGGUGCGCAGUGACGAGUAUCGGACGGAGUUCACCACAGCUUUGCAGCGCGUCGAUUUAUUCAUGGGCCAGUUCAAGCAGGUGCUCUUGACGUCUAUAUCCACCUUCAUCAAAGGCGACCUCACCAUUGCCAAUCUGGGGACGUCAGAAGGCCGCUUCAUGCAGGUUGUGCUUUCUCGGACCGUACCUUCCACCCCUCACGUGAACUUCCUCCUGGAUUCCCAGCCUGUGUCUCCAGAAGUUAUUGUUGAACAGCCAUCAGACCAAAAUGGCUACACACUGGUUGUCACAGGGAAGAAGAUCUCCAAGAUCCCACUGAAUGGCCUGGGUUGUGGACAUUUCCAGUCUUGCAGUCAGUGUCUCUCCGCCCCUUCCUUUGUGCAGUGUGGCUGGUGCCAGGAUCAGUGUGUGCGUUCUGAUGAAUGCCCCAGCGGCACAUGGACUCAAGAGGUCUGUCUGCCUGCAAUUUAUAAGGUUUUCCCCACUAGCGCGCCCCUUGAAGGAGGAACGAUGCUGACCAUAUGUGGCUGGGACUUUGGAUUCAAGAAGAAUAAUAAAUUUGAUUUAAAGAAAACCAAAGUUCUGCUUGGCAAUGAGAGCUGUACCUUGGCCCUAAGUGAGAGCACAACAAAUACGUUGAAGUGCACAGUUGGUCCUGCGAUGAGUGAGCACUUCAAUGUGUCUGUAAUCAUCUCCAACAGUCGAGGGGCAACACAAUACAGCACAUUUUCCUAUGUAGAUCCUGUAAUAACAAGCAUCUCUCCAACUUUUGGUCCUAAGGCUGGAGGGACUUUGCUCACAUUAACUGGAAAAUAUCUAAACAGCGGGAAUUCUAGACACAUUUCGAUUGGUGGGAAAACAUGUACUUUGAAAAGUGUAUCAGAUAGUAUUCUUGAAUGCUACACCCCGGCCCAAACCAUCUCCGCCGAGUUUCCCGUGAAAUUGAAAAUUGAUUUAGCUAACCGAGAGACGAGCAGCUUCAGUUACCGGGAGGACCCCAUGGUCUCUGAAAUCUACCCGACCAAAUCUUUCAUUAGUGGUGGAAGCACAAUAACAGGGAUUGGAAAAAACCUGAACUCAGUCAGCAUCCCCAAGCUGGUCAUAAAUGUGCAUGAAGUGGGGUUGAACUACACCGUGGCAUGCCAGCAUCGCUCUAACUCGGAGAUCAUCUGCUGCACCACUCCUUCCCUGCAACAGCUGGACCUGCAACUCCCCCUGAAGACCAAAGCCUUUUUCCUGUUGGACGGGGUCCUUUCCAAGCACUUUGAUCUCGCUUAUGUGCAUAAUCCUGUGUUUAAGCCUUUUGAAAGGCCAGUGGUGAUCUCAAUGGGCAAUGAAAAUGUACUAGAAAUUAAGGGAAAUGAUAUUGACCCUGAAGCAGUCAAAGGUGAAGUGCUAAGAGUUGGAAAUCGGAGCUGUGAGAGCAUACACUGGCACUCCGAAGCUGUUUUAUGUACAGUCCCCAAUGACCUGCUGAAACUGAACAGCGAGCUAAAUAUAGAGUGGAAGCAAGCAAUCUCUUCAACUGUCCUUGGAAAAGUGAUCGUUCAACCAGAUCAGAAUUUCACAGGAUUGAUUGUCGGUGUAGUCUCAAUAUCACUAAUACUUUUAUUAUUACUCGGGCUCUUCCUUUGGCUGAGAAAGAGAAAGCAUAUUAAAGAUCUGGGCAGUGAGUUAGUUCGCUAUGAUGCAAGAGUACACACUCCUCAUUUGGAUAGGCUUGUAAGUGCCCGAAGUGUAAGUCCAACUACAGAGAUGGUUUCAAAUGAGUCUGUGGACUACAGAGCUACUUUUCCAGAAGACCAGCUUCCCAGCUCCUCUCAGAAUGGAGCAUGCAGACAAGUACAGUAUCCUCUGGCAGAUCUGUCCCCCAUCCUCACGAGCGGAGAUUCUGAUAUAUCCAGCCCAUUACUACAAAACACUGUCCACAUUGACCUCAGUGCUUUAAAUCCAGAGCUGGUCCAAGCAGUUCAGCAUGUAGUGAUUGGGCCCAGUAGCCUGAUUGUGCAUUUCAAUGAAGUCAUAGGAAGAGGGCAUUUCGGCUGUGUGUAUCAUGGGACGCUGUUGGACAAUGAUGGCAAGAAAAUUCACUGUGCUGUGAAGUCCUUGAAUCGAAUCACAGACAUAGGCGAAGUCUCCCAGUUUCUGACUGAGGGAAUCAUCAUGAAAGACUUCAGUCACCCCAAUGUUCUCUCGCUCUUGGGGAUCUGCCUCCGGAGUGAAGGGUCCCCACUGGUGGUUCUACCAUAUAUGAAACACGGAGAUCUUCGAAAUUUCAUUCGGAACGAGACUCACAACCCAACUGUCAAAGAUCUUAUAGGAUUUGGUCUCCAAGUAGCCAAAGGCAUGAAAUAUCUUGCCAGCAAAAAGUUUGUCCACAGAGACUUAGCUGCGAGAAACUGCAUGUUGGAUGAAAAAUUCACCGUCAAGGUUGCCGACUUCGGUCUUGCCAGAGACGUGUACGACAAAGAGUACUAUAGUGUCCACAACAAGACGGGUGCCAAGCUACCAGUGAAGUGGAUGGCCUUAGAGAGCCUGCAAACGCAGAAAUUUACCACCAAAUCAGAUGUGUGGUCCUUUGGUGUGCUUCUCUGGGAGCUCAUGACGCGAGGAGCUCCUCCCUAUCCGGAUGUGAACACAUUUGAUAUCACCAUCUACUUGUUACAAGGCAGAAGACUCUUGCAACCGGAAUACUGCCCAGAUGCCUUGUAUGAAGUGAUGCUAAAAUGCUGGCACCCCAAAGCCGAAAUGCGCCCGUCUUUUUCUGAACUGGUCUCCAGGAUAUCCUCAAUCUUCUCCACGUUCAUCGGGGAGCACUACGUCCAUGUGAACACUACCUAUGUGAAUGUAAAAUGUGUUGCUCCAUAUCCAUCUCUGUUGUCGUCCCAAGACAACGUUGAUGGUGAGGUGGACACAUGAUGGACAGGAGGCCACCAACCCCCUUCCCACAAACAGUGCUCAAGACCUUCCCCACCAGUUCUCACUGCCUGGCCUUUGAAAGGCCACCCAAUGGUUUUGUUGUUACUGUUUUGUUUCUGUUUUGCUUUUGCCAAAACUGCACCACUAUGAGAUACAGAUUUACUAUUGAAGUUCCUGGAUUCUGAAAAAAAAAUCUCAUCUGACAAUGCAUCAGAAAAGGAAGCAUGGUCCCCACAGGCUGAGGACCAAAGGCUACUAAGGCUACGACAACACUCCUAUCUCUUUGGAGUUCAAAACCUCAGUUCUGGGUUGAAGUUUUUUAAAGUCUUAUUUUUGGUAAGGAAGUGAUACAGUGGACUUUGAAGACUUCUCAUAGAAACCUCAGAAGAGGGAGCCUCGUGCAUGACAGAUGUGGUGGCCCCAGCAGGCUGCUUGUUGGGACCUCAGUGUUUUUAAACGUAUUUUGUUGUGUUGUGGUCGUGGAGAUUUUCCAUUUUCGAUGUUGUCCACCCAUCAAAUGAACAUUCCCUUUUAAACUUUCAUAUGCACAUUCCUUUGGUUGCAGGAACAUCCACAAACGAUGUACUUAUUGUCAAGAUAGCAUGACAUGAGGUGUGUUCAUAAAGUAUCAGGGAUUUUGUGUAUUGUACAUAGAUGGCUAUAGGAAGAUUUUUUCACAAACAAAACUUUGUUACAGUAAAAUAUUGUCAUUUAAAUCUCAUAUGCUUAGCCAGGAGCAGUGGCUCACACCUGUAAUCCCAGCAUUGGGGAAACUGAGGCAGACAGCGUACCACAAGUUCGAAACCAGCCUUGGCCACAUAAGGAUUGACAGGCCAGUGUGAGUGAGAGUUGUAAGACCCUGUCUCAGCAAACAAAAAUUCAACUGUUUGAGAGAGAUUUUGUUGUGAUCUAAUGAGUGUGGACACAUAGUUGUUUUUUUUUUUAAUUUGUUUUUUAAAUGACAACUCUGAAAAUGAAUAACUUGUGGUGAUAAACCUGUGGAAAGGCCACUCAGUGUGUUUUUAAAGGACAAGAAAACUGAAAGUUUCACUAUUUCCUGUCAUGGCUUGUGUGGAGAGCAAAGAAAGGAUCUAUGGGCUGGAAAUAUUUACUCUUUCUCAGGUGGAGACUUCUCAUCUAAACCAAUUGGCGGCAACACUCUUGGGGAGUCUCAUUUUUGCAUUAGGACACAUUGUAGGUUAAGCAAAAGCAUAUUUUCAAAACAGACAAAAAGCCACUUGAAAACCUUGAAUGACUAGCUCCUCUGGACAAGACUUUUGACACGUUUUGCUCUGUGGAAUUUUGUGCUUUACUACUGUAUAGUGCAUGUGGCUUAGGUUACUCUAGCUGGUUUUGUCCGUGUAAACAUUGAAAGUAUUAUAUUUUUAUAGAAAUGUUUAUUUUUAAUGAUGUAAGAAAAUUGUCAUUAGGCCACAAAAAUACUGCACUGUGAACGUUUAGGAAGAGGUAUGUGAGAGUUGGAUUGCCAGCGGCAUGAUUUUUUCCUACAGGGCUGUAAAUUGUGAUAAGGAAGUGCUCUGAUUGCCAGCACACCCCGCCCUCAUUACAUCAUCAGGACUUGAAGCCAAGGGUUAAUAGAGCAAACUGUGACAUGGGUGUGCUCUGCUGAAACCCAAUAGUUGGACUUGGCUGUUGUUGCAGGAAAAAUGAUGGCCAUCAAAAGGUCUUUGAUGGUGGUGGAACAUACCAGAAUACAUAAGGAGCUGUAGCGCAUAUUUAUUUCAAUGCCGAUAUUACUGCUUUGUGAGUAUGAAGAGUAGUACUAAUUUACAGAGCGUUGUCAGGUGGAUGGCAGAAAACGACCAUCUGCUCUGUAAAAAGAAGGAACUAUCUCUAUGAGGGCAGGAAAAGAACAGAAAGAGCUGCGGAAGCCACCCAUAUCUGUACAUACCUGCGCAAGAAGCGGCAACGUGAAAGUCACCUUUUCUAUUUAUGAACUUCUCUAGGGUAAUGUGUCUGGACCGACUGCGCGAGUCAAUCAUUCUUCUAAGAAUUAGAUACUUGUCACUGCCUAUACCUGCAGUUGAGCUGAAUGGUACUUUGUAUGUGAAUAAUUGUUCUGAGAAAUCAUACAGUUAAAAUAAAGUGACGUAACAUCUUGUCUACUGUGA